Molecule: messenger RNA, 2416 nt
Organism: Dromiciops gliroides (monito del monte)
Lineage: Eukaryota; Metazoa; Chordata; Mammalia; Microbiotheria; Microbiotheriidae
Gene: ABCD4
Product: ATP binding cassette subfamily D member 4
Exons: 19
Coding region: 126-1946 (606 amino acids)
Biological process (GO): peroxisome organization; long-chain fatty acid import into peroxisome; fatty acid beta-oxidation
Cellular component (GO): peroxisomal membrane
Molecular function (GO): ATP hydrolysis activity; ATP binding; long-chain fatty acid transmembrane transporter activity
Source: RefSeq, a predicted model, not a curated record
CUUCUCUCUUCUCCCCUCCCCCUUCCCUCUCUGGUCGGGGAGCCUAGGGUGCUCACGCUCAGCGAGGAGGCCGGGGCUCUACUGCCAGAGUAGCCGGGUGCGCGCUCCACUGCUACACCGGCUUCAUGACGCCCCAGGGGGCAACACGGGGGAACCCCGAGUCAGCCGCGAGGCCCCGGCUGGAUCUGCAGUUUCUCCGACGAUUCCUAAAGAUACAGUCCAUCUUGUUUCCCAGUUGUUCAUCGCAGAAUGUCUUGAUGUUCCUGACCCUUCUUUGUGUCACCCUGCUGGAGCAGCUGAUCAUCUACCAGGUGGGGUUAAUACCCAGUCAAUACUAUGGUGUUCUUGGAAACAAGGAUCUGGAUGGAUUCAAGACCCUGACAUGUCUAGCCCUUAUUCUCAUCGUGGUCAACUCCACACUGAAGAGCUUUGACCAGUUCAUCUGUAACCUGUUGUAUGUGAGCUGGAGGAAGGACCUUACUGAGCACCUUCAUUGCCUUUACUUCCGGGGCCGAAUCUACUAUACCCUCAAUGUGAUUCGAGAUGACAUCGAUAAUCCGGACCAGCGAAUCAGUCAGGAUGUGGAAAGGUUCUGUCGGCAGCUCAGCACCAUGGCCAGCAAGCUGAUCAUCUCCCCCUUCACCAUCACCUACUACACAUAUCAGUGCUUUCGAAGCACAGGCUGGCUUGGGCCAGUGAGUAUCUUUGGUUACUUUGUCCUGGGGACCAUAGUGAACAAAGUCCUGAUGGGCCCUAUUGUUUCCAAGCUGGUGCAACAAGAGAAGCUGGAAGGAGAUUUCAGGUUUAAGCACGUGCAGCUUCGGGUGAAUGCUGAGCCAGCAGCUUUCUAUAGAGCCGGACAUGUGGAACAUGUAAGGACCAAUUAUAGGCUGCAGAAACUCCUGCAGACACAGAAGGAGCUCAUGUCUAAGGAACUCUGGCUCUAUAUUGGCAUCAACACAUUCGACUACUUGGGAAGCAUCCUGAGUUAUGUGGUUAUUGCAAUCCCCAUCUUCAGUGGAGUCUAUGGAGAUCUGACCCCAGCAGAGCUAAGCACUCUGGUUAGCAAGAAUGCCUUUGUGUCCAUUUAUCUCAUCGGUUGCUUCAGUCAACUCAUUGACCUCUCGACGACCCUCUCUGAUGUGGCUGGCUAUACACACAGAAUUGGGGAAUUGCAAGAGACCCUGUUGGACAUGUCUUUAAAGCAUCAAGAUUGUGAUUCAGAAGACCCAGAUGAAUGGAAUUUUGAUGAGGCCUCAGGAUCAAAGGUAGCAGACACAGCAUUUCUCCUGGACCGGGUCUCCAUUUCAGUUCCUUUCUCUGACAAGCCUCUGAUCAAGGAUCUGAGCCUGAGAGUUUCUGAGGGGCAGAGCCUGCUGAUCACAGGGAACACGGGCACUGGAAAGACCUCGUUGCUCAGGGUCCUGGCCGGCUUAUGGGAGAACAUGCGUGGUACUGUACAGAUGCUCACCUAUUUCGGUCCUCAUGGAGUGCUGUUUCUGCCACAGAGACCUUUCUUCACCGAUGGGACCUUGCGUGAGCAGGUAAUUUAUCCUUUGAAAGAAAUCUACCCAGCAUCAGGUUCUGCUGAUGACGAAAGGAUAAUGAGGUUCUUGGAAUUAGCUGGCCUGUCCAGUCUGGUGACAAGGACAGGGGGCCUGGACCAACAGGUGGACUGGAACUGGUAUGAUGUUUUGUCUCCGGGAGAGAUGCAGAGACUCUCUUUUGCGCGACUAUUCUAUUUGCAACCUAAAUAUGCAGUUUUGGAUGAGGCCACAAGUGCUCUGACCGAAGAGGUGGAGAGUGAGCUGUACCGAAUCUGCCAACAACUGGGCAUGACGCUUAUCAGCGUGGGCCAUCGACAGAGUUUAGAAAAGUUCCAUUCUUCAGUUUUGAAACUUUGUGGAGGAGGAAAAUGGGAACUAACCCUCACCAAAGAAGAAUAAAGCAGCCGCAGAGUUGAGCAACUUCAGGAAAGAACCAAACCCUGAAUAGGUUGUUUAUCCAGAAGUGACCAGGAGAACUGAUUGAAUAAGAUAGGACUAAGCCCUUGUCUAGACUUCCUGUGGAUUGAAAGUGUCUGCUGCUGCCAGAAUCUUUAGUUGGUGCUCAGUCCCUACCUCCAGCGCCUUGUGGGGGAAAUCCCCCAAUCUCAGCCAGCACCUUGUACCCUUGAAAUGCUUAGCUGUACAAGUACCUGACAUCAUGUUUGCUAAAGAAACCACUUCCAGAUUCUUGUACACAGGGCUUCUCCAAGAGCACUGAACUGGGCCUUUCUUGGCUCUGCCAUUGACUAGGUCCAGUCUGAUUUUAAACAAGGACCUCAGAUUCCUCAUCUGUAAAAUCAAAGGGUUUGAUUAGAUAGGGGGAGGGAAAGAGAGGGAAGGGAAUAAACAUGUAUAUAGCACCUACUAUG